Molecule: messenger RNA, 1209 nt
Organism: Wyeomyia smithii (pitcher-plant mosquito)
Lineage: Eukaryota; Metazoa; Arthropoda; Insecta; Diptera; Culicidae
Product: pseudouridylate synthase TRUB2, mitochondrial
Exons: 4
Coding region: 178-1173 (331 amino acids)
Biological process (GO): pseudouridine synthesis; RNA processing
Molecular function (GO): pseudouridine synthase activity; RNA binding
Source: RefSeq, a predicted model, not a curated record
UAUUCAACUUAACGAAACUAUAUAGCGCAUGGAAAAUGUAAACAACGACUAUGGUCACUGUUUCUAGUGCAAAGUGCAACAUUAUUCAAGCAAGAUUUAGUAAUGUACAGUUAAAUAAAAAACCCCUUUUCAAAGAGAUCAGUUCAAAGAAGCAGCAAUAGUAAACAAACUUUUGAAAUGGCUCUUGCGAAAGUUGUAUAUGCUCCUGUAGCUUGGAGAUAUUUGAAUGGAGUUAUCAAUGUUUAUAAACCAGCCAGACUCACAGUACAGCAGGUUCGACACACAAUUAUCGGAAAUCUUUGCAGGGAUCUAAACCAAAUGAAGGUAAGACCACCCCUGCAGCGUAUUGCAAUUGAAUCGGGGACGAACUCGAAGUACCUUGUACGGCGAACGGAAGAUUUAUCCGACAAUGUGCUAGUUGCUGGUCCGCGUUAUCAAACCGAAGAUGUUAAGGUCCGCAUGAGUGCUAACCAUGGUCGCUUAACUAGUGGUGUACUAGUUUUAGGCAUCAAUAAGGGCAUUAGUAUGGCUUAUCAAAUUCAACAGAAUCGUCCCCUGCGAGUAUACAGGAUAACAGGAUUUCUUGGUAAAGCAACUGAAAGUCACUUCGAAGGCUCAAGGGUAACAGCCAAAGCCACCGUAAAUCACAUUGGGUCGGACAAAAUUGGACGGCUGUUGGCGUCAAUGCAGGCCUCACAUCAGAAAAAAAUGUUCGAACUUUGCGGUAUCGACAUUCAGUCGCAGGCGGCAUACGAUAUGGCAGUUAAAGGAACUAUUCGUCCGGCGGACAACUCACAGCCUAUGAUUUAUGGUAUCAAGUUGGUCGAAUUCCGUAGACCGUUUUUCACAAUUGAAAUCCAUGCCAUCGAUGAAACCGAAGCUUAUAUGGGUACUCUGAUUCACGAGAUUGGAUUGAGUCUUAAAUCGGUCGCUUAUUGUGUAAGCAUACGCUGCAUUCGUCAUGGACAUUUCGAGUUGGAAUAUUCGCUCCUUAGAAACGAUUGGAAUUUGCAAUCUAUUUUGUCCAGCAUGGCGUACACUAAUCAGCUGAUUAGACAGCAUCCAGAAAUUCUGAAACAGUCAAGCUCCAAUCUGAACUAUCUUGAUCGUGAAUACGGUGGCGAUUCAGAAACUAUUAGUGAAAAUGAACAUAGUGAUUUGAAGUGUAAAUAACAAAACAAUUUAUAAUAUAGUUUUAUAAGUACAUAA